CACACAAGCGGAAGAUUCAAAAAAGAUGGCGGCGGCUGAAAAUGGUCCCCAAAACAAACACAAACUCCAAAGGAGGACAACAAAGUGCAGUGUUUUCAACAGCCAGGAAACGCUAACCACGAGCCAGCCGGUUAUUUUUAACCCGGACUUCUUUGUGGAGCGGCUUAGACAUGAGCACCCACAGAUCUUUGCAGAUUUAUUACUUAGCAACAUCAGUCGGCUCAUUGAUCUUCCAGGAGAUGAAUUUGCUCAGCUUACAGGAGAGGCUGAGCCCAGGGUUCCCUCCUCCAGUGGAUUUCUACGUUCCUUUAAUUUCCUGAAGCGAAAAGACAAAGGAGUGGUUUUUGGUGCUCCAUUAACAGAAGAAGGAAUAGCACAGAUCUAUCAGCUCAUUGAAUACUUGAGUAAAAAUGUUCAUGUGGAGGGUCUGUUCCGGGUGCCAGGAAACAGCUUACGACAGGCUGCCCUCAGGGAAAUGUUGAAUGCUGGCACAGAGAUAGAUCUGGAGACAGGCGACUUCCACCCUAACGAUGCCGCUACAUUACUUAAAACGUACCUGGGAGAACUGCCUGAGCCUCUGCUCACUCACAGACACUACCAUGCCCAUCUGAAGAUUGGAGAGCUCACUCUCUUUGAUGAAAAAGGGGAUAAGACCAACCUGCCUGACAAAGAACGUCAGGUUGAGGCUUUCCAGCUGCUGUUCCUGAUUCUCCCAUCAGCCAACCGUAGCCUGUUGAAGCUGCUGUUGGACUUGUUGUACCACACCGCUCGCAAUCAGCAAAUAAACAAAAUGUCUGCAAUUAACCUAGCCACAAUGUUUGCUCCACACAUCAUAUGGCCUAAAAAUGUCACAGCAGGUGAUUUGCAGGGAAACAUUGAGAAACUGAACAAAGGCAUAGCAUUCCUCAUCAGGCAUUCACAGAAACUAUUCAAGGCCCCAGUGUAUGUCAAAGAAUACGCCCGCUUGUACUUCACAGGGUCGAAGUCACUGCAGUCAAAGGAUGACUCCACACUGUUUUCUGUGACCCAAGUUGGUCAGAUCACCACAGGGGAAGCUGCCCCUUCCUCUCCCAUCUUUAGACCAGUGGCAAACACUGUGGGGAGCCCAUGUGCCUCCAGGUCAUGUGAGACCCAGAGUUACACUGAGUCUGCCCUCAAAGAGCUGUACCAGCAGGUCAGCAACAUGCCGGAGUCUGCCAAAAAGAAGAAACUCAUCAGACAAUUUGAAAAGCAGCCUUUGUUGACUCCUUCCUCUGAAUCUAAAGCCCCAUUCAAAUGUGUUUGCACCACAUACCUCCAAAAUCUCCAUGUAUCACAAGUAUGA
Messenger RNA from Cynoglossus semilaevis (tongue sole), 1324 nucleotides. Its product is annotated as rho GTPase-activating protein 19-like. Lineage: Eukaryota; Metazoa; Chordata; Actinopteri; Pleuronectiformes; Cynoglossidae. Gene Ontology annotation, cellular component: cytoplasm. Gene Ontology annotation, molecular function: GTPase activator activity. The record is from RefSeq and is a predicted model, not a curated record. Gene Ontology annotation, biological process: regulation of small GTPase mediated signal transduction; signal transduction. Bases 26 to 1324 code for a protein of 432 amino acids. The transcript is spliced from 10 exons.